UGGACAUCCGCCACAGAACGUUGCCCGAAAAACCCGGUAGGUACGCAACAAUUCGUGAACAACAAAAUCGGAUUCGCGUCUGACCCCCUCCCGAAACUCGACGUAUUUUUUUCACCGAGAAUCUAUCGUCCGUCAGGUACGUCGCAUCCCCCCCUCGCCGACAUUAAGACGACGUGUUUACCGCCGCCGCUGCGCAUACCGGCGGCUCUAAUCAGCCAGCGCCACUGCGGUUAUACCACUGAUUAGAACACGACUACAACAGUGUCCGAAGCGCUAUUGAUACAACCGCGCACUACGGCAUUACCACGGGACUCGGACGUACUGUGUCCAGUGUCCGCUAUCAGACACCAGUGUAUACUGACUACCACGACUGUCCACUACCCGCCGAGUGGACAGUUUGCACUCGGCGCAGUCGCGUCUCAAGUCCGUACCGCAGUGCGAUCGGAUCGGUGUUGACGCCUGGUCUGUACCACUUACCAGUGAAAACGCGCGUACAACUGUUUACGGGCUCGGGGCACAUGGUUUGAUAAGGUUGCCAGCUGCUGCCCGACAACAUCACCGUCGACCGACAACAACAACGAUAGACGACCACCUACGUAUAUUAUCUUACAAAUAUUUUCGUUCUGUCGGUUUUCACGGCGCUCUCUUGACUUGACCGCGGAGGAAUGCCUCCUAUAGUCCCGUAAACCAUUCAUUCGUAGACUGGCAGGUUCGGUCGUGGUAACCGGAGUGACGACUGUAAUAUUAUUAUUACUAUUGGUGGCUGCUUUAUUCCUGCUUGUACUGCCGUGCUCCGACGACGAUCUGGACAAAUGGCGAGAGCGGACGACCCGUACAAAGAAGGAUAUCUCUGCUUUCCGCCACACGGAGUACUAUCGCAGCUAAAGAAAUCCUGGCAGAAACGUUAUUGUAGAUUAUUCAAAUGGAGUAAACAUGGUAUAGAUCGUCUUGAAGUAUUUGAUGGCAUCGACGAUCAAAAGUCUUCAAAUAUUGCCUCAAUAAUACCCUUGGAAAGCUGUGUUAAAAUAACACAAGAUGCUCAAAAACAUCAACCUAAUGUGUUCGCGGUUUGGACGAAAACUGGUGUUCAUCAUUUUGCUGCAAACUCUGAACAAGAAAUGACUGACUGGAUAUGUGCCUUGCAAGCUGUGGCAUUUAGGGAUAAUGUGUCAAGACAAACAAUUGAAGAAGAUAAUGAUUUAUAUUGUUCGUCCGGAGAUGCUGGUGUUUUUAGUGUUAAAUUAAUUUCAUCAGAUGCCAGUGAACGUUGUGGUUUAAAAGAACAGCCUUAUACAUUAGUCAUUACUCCUGUUGCUCUACAAUUACGAGAAUCUGAUGAAAAUGAUACACUACUUCUAACGUGGCCAUAUAGAUUUAUUCGAAGAUAUGGGUAUAGAGCUGGUAGAUUUACAUUUGAAGCUGGUCGCAAAUGUGCCAGUGGUGAAGGUGUGUUUCAUUUGGAACAUUCAAAUCAACAGGAAAUAUUUCGAUGCAUCUCAUCAAAAAUGAAAAGUAUGAAAAAACUAUUGAAUGGCGGAGGUGAUGCGACAUCAAUCAUGUGUGGUGAUAAUCAGUUCCGAGCGGCUUUGUCUAUGAUGGCACGUUCUCGAAGCCCUUUACCACCAUCCCCCACUAGCACUACUCCAUUAAUUUUGGAUAAUGACUUUAAUAGCUUUUCUUGUUCAAUCAAGCCUCUUAUGCCUUUACCAACAUUAUUAGUACCUCCAACUACGUCUCCACCACCACCACCGCUAAAACCAAAACCAAAGGCAAUUUUUUCUAAGAAACUACCUACUCCUUUCAUGAACGACCCUUACAACGAAACUAAAGAAACAGAAUCACCAGAUGCAGCAUAUGAAGAUGUCCUAGUAAGAAAUGAUGCCUGGAGGACUAUGGGUCUAAAUGAUUCAAAUCAUUGCGAAAAACCUUAUGCUAGUAAUAAUGUAAUAUCUGAUGAUGGUGCUGAACAUUACGACCAUCUACAACAUUUUGGUUUCAUAUCUAAAACAGCACCUGGGUAUAGACAAAUUCACCCUAUUGCUUUAACCACAAAGCACAAAUCUAUCAUAAAAGCAGACACCAUAAUGAUGCCUGCUCGAAAAGCUGACGAUUCACAUUACGGGUAUGGUACUAUAAAUAAAAAAAAACUCAACCGAAGAAAAUCGCUCAAAUAACGAGUCAUUGGACUCAGUAGCACACAAUGAAUUGCAAUAUGCUAUGGUCUUCAAGCCUAAUAAGGUCUAGUCUUAUAUUUUAUUAUUAUUAAUUUUUUUUUUUUUUUUGAUGAAAAUCAACCUUUAAAUUUAUAUAUUUUAUAUCAUAUUUUCCUAUAUCUAAACAAAAUGUCGUAAAUUUAUUAAAUAGAUUCUGACCUAGGGGAAAUUUGUUUUGUUUCAUAUUUUAUCAUUGACUACAUCACAUUUAGACAUUUAGUGAAGAAUUGUUAGUAUCUUUAUUUUACAAUGUUUAAUUUUAGAGUUUCUUAUAUUUGUUUUAUUUAAUUUAUAACAAUUUUAAUAACAUCAUAAUAUCAUAUGUGCAAUAAUCACAGUGGAAAUGAUUUAUAAAUAUUUAUUUUAUUAAUUUGUCAUAAUUAUGUUCUAAUAUUCAAAAAAAUAUUUUUGUUAUUCUGUUCAAAUAAUAUUACAAAUAAAACUAUAUUAGGGUCAAGUGGGAUGAUUGGAAACAAUAUUAAUUUAUCAUCGAUGGGAUAUUAUAUCCAACCUAAUAAAAUAAUAAAAUUCUCAUUUGCCCCUUAGCCAUCAAGUAAUAUUGGGUAAAUGGAAAUAUGUGUACUUCAUACAUUCAAAUAAUAUAAAACAAUCCUAAUGACAAAUAUUUUCAAAUUCCCCAGAGGUCAUUCCUACAGGCUACAGAUAACAUCCUAACAAAUUUGUUUUCAUUUACCCCAAAAAAUAGGUUUUAUCAUAUUUUGAUGGGGCAAAUGUAAAUUUAUAUUUUUUUGAAAAAAAGUAUGAACAUUAAACUUUUAAUUGUGACAUUGUCAUUACCGAAAGUGUUCUAAUUAGAUCAUAAUGCAGAAAUCGCCAACAAUUGUCAUGACAACUAAUAAUAAUAUAAAAUAUGGGAAUUUAAAAAUAUUGUUACCAACAUUACCCUACUUGAUCCUAUGUAUAAAUAUUUUUAAAAUAAUAAUAUGAAACAAUAUCAUUGUAAAUUAUAUUAAAUUAUGUAAAAUUAAAUAGUUCAAAUUAUAUGUUGUACAAAUAUUUUUAUAUAAUAUCAAUCAAAUAAAAAUCUAUAAAAAGAAUGUUUA
Metopolophium dirhodum (rose-grain aphid) is the source of this 3277-nucleotide messenger RNA. RefSeq names its product docking protein 2 (gene Dok). The coding region runs from base 813 to 2174 and encodes 453 amino acids. Gene Ontology annotation, cellular component: cytoplasm. The record is from RefSeq and is a predicted model, not a curated record. Lineage: Eukaryota; Metazoa; Arthropoda; Insecta; Hemiptera; Aphididae. Gene Ontology annotation, biological process: positive regulation of MAPK cascade; cell surface receptor protein tyrosine kinase signaling pathway. The transcript has 4 exons.